GUUCUGGAGGAAGUUUGUUUACAAGCUCUUCUCGAAUGACCUAAUCGUUGUGGCUUCCCCCUUAUCGCUAUUGUGAUACGUGAUCCGCGGACACCUCAGGGUGGUGAUGUCUCUGUGAUAAUAGAAAGAUAAUAAUAAUCACCGCCAAGAUAUGUUGCAAUUCCCACCCUUUGUGCUUGUGGGCGCCGUGGCGAUCACGUUUUUCAUUGCCAUCAGUGUCUUGAUCCUCCUCUCACGGUAUUUGGCGGACGAAGCGGAGCAGGACGACACGAAAAGGCUAUGGAACGACAUUGUAGAUUGCUUGACUGUACCCAUGGAUGAUCCGGAUACGCCGGGCGUGCGUAUCGUCGUGGAGCCUCCGUCUCCUGAGAUAACUCGAAGCUUCUCAUGGGAGCAUUCUUAUAACCACGGCUCGUUCUACGCGUCCAUCGGCGAGAGAAGUACCCUGGGAGCGGUUCUCAACAACUUCACGCCCGACUUCCCGGUGUAUUGAUCUCAUGCAGAUCCUGCUCAGAAAUCGAAAAUCUGGUUCCCGCUUGCAUCGCAAUCGUAACAACGGAUGAUUAAUUCGAGAUUGAAUCGAGAAACCGAGACAGCGACGGAGGCCAAAACGGGAACUCCGUCGGCUCCGCCGUAACCUCCAGUAAUUGUGUCCGCUCAAGCGACCGAGGUUUGCCCUCACCUGAUGCAUCUUAACUUCCCCAAGACGAGACUGGUCUGGUAUCUCGGAGAGAAAGUAAGGAUAUCACGAAUAUUUCGAUCCGGAUCGGUCUGGGCCGUUUCAUUAUCGAGAACGAAUACUUUUAUGUUUAUUGAAUCAUUUCGGCCAUUGGUCCAAAUUCUUCGUACCGUCGGAAACUCUCCGAGUGUUCACGAGAAACGGAUUUUCAAACUGAGGAAAUUUUGAUAAGAUACAUUCUAUAGAAUAAUUCAUGCUGGCGAAUUUCGACCGAUCAUAUUAGUCGAUAAUAUAUGAAGACCAACGCCAGGGCAGACGUGACGGUCUGACAGACAUGACUGGAUUGAUUCGAUGAACAAGGCUUGA
Molecule: messenger RNA, 1045 nt
Organism: Galendromus occidentalis (western predatory mite)
Lineage: Eukaryota; Metazoa; Arthropoda; Arachnida; Mesostigmata; Phytoseiidae
Exons: 2
Coding region: 152-493 (113 amino acids)
Source: RefSeq, a predicted model, not a curated record